AAAAUGGGAAGAGUUCCUUGCUGUGAAAAGGUUGGACUCAAGAAGGGUCCAUGGACUCCUGAAGAAGACCUCAAGCUUAUCAACUACAUUCAGAUUCAUGGACCAGGCAAUUGGCGAGCCCUCCCUAAGAAUGCUGGUUUACAAAGGUGUGGCAAGAGUUGCCGCCUUCGAUGGACAAAUUACCUGAGACCCGAUAUAAAGAGAGGAAGAUUCUCCUUUGAAGAAGAAGAAAUUAUUAUUCAGUUGCACAGUGUCAUGGGAAACAAAUGGUCAGCUAUAGCAGCAAGGUUGCCAGGAAGAACUGACAAUGAAAUAAAGAACUACUGGAACACCCACAUAAGGAAGAGGCUGCUUCGAAUGGGAAUUGACCCAGUUACUCACACCCAACGCCUUGACCUACUUGACAUGUCCUCCAUUCUAAGGUCAAUGAUAGGGAACCAGUCCCUUUUGAAUCUGCAAGGCUUAUUGGGUGCACAAGCUUUGAUGAACCCUGAUUUGUUAAAACUAGCUGCUACUGCCUCUCUUCUAUCGAUCACAAAUGAGAACCCUGAUUUGGCUUCACAGAAUCUACAAGUACAGAACCAAGUUGCACCGCAAGUUGAGUUUAAUCAGUUUCAAAUGCCAACUCACACCCCCAAUGUUGAAGGCUUCUCAUCAAGCAACAUGGCAGCAAACUUGAGCUGUUCAAAUUCUCCACUGAAUUCAACUCCUAAUAAUUCCUAUCUGGGAGAGAACCUGUUCUUGCAACAAAACCAAGUUGAUUUGCUAGAGAAUCCAGCUUUGAACCAUUCUUUAAAUAAUGCAAACCAAAACAUGAGCUAUGACUCGGUUCUACCCACGCCUCUAUCAAGUCCAAACCAGUUGAAUUCAUCAUUAUCCACGCAUGUGCACAGCAACACUGAGGAAGAGAGAGAUAGCUAUUGCAGUGACUUAUUCAAGUUCGAAAUUCCAGAGAGUUUGGAGAUUAGUGACUUCUUUGUUCUGUCUCACUAA
Messenger RNA from Gastrolobium bilobum, 993 nucleotides. Its product is annotated as transcription factor MYB41-like. The record is from RefSeq and is a predicted model, not a curated record. NCBI's taxonomy places the organism in Eukaryota, Viridiplantae, Streptophyta, Magnoliopsida, Fabales, Fabaceae. The transcript has 3 exons. Bases 4 to 993 code for a protein of 329 amino acids.